AUGACAGCACUUGCCCUGCACAGCGAAGGCUGGACAUGGCAUUCAGCUGAUGAAUAUCGCAAGCACGUCCCAAAAAGCGAGCUACCGCUGUCCAAGUUCCAUGAAGUGACCGACCUGUUACUCGAUAAUCCAAACUUGAACUCAUCACAUCUAUUUCGUGCAGAUAUCCUGCUUGACUCUUCGAGAAGGCUCAAAAGCAGGGCACAGAAGGAGCAGGAGUAUCAAUCUCUUACUAUCGAGCAACCCAACGGUAGUGCCUCAGAGCCGUCAGCCUGUGUUCGCAACCUCGUGCUCAAUUCAGUGCCACCCUGCCGCACAGUCGUAAGGCAGCUAAUUCCUCGAAACCAAAACCUUGAUCGCUCGCUCCAACAGACCUGCUACUUCUACUCAUUAGCCGAUGGCUCAGAAGCCGUGGUAUAUGUUCCAGACGUCGAAAGCGAACAUCAGAUCCCUUGGUACCACCCGAAGGUGCGUGCACUUGCCUAUGUUUACGAGUCUGCAGAUCCGCAACAGUCAGUCCUGAGCAUCCACAUUGCCCCAUACGGCGAUCUGCAAACCUACAUCAUUCCUGACCGACUGCAUCGAACACUGUUAUCGCUCUCGAACACCUUCAUCCGACUCUGCCGCAUCAAUGGCUCCAACCAGCAGGAUCACGGUCUCAUAUCGGAGGCCCCCGUGGGUUCAGAGAUCGAUCUUCGACCAUCGGCAAUCAAAGACACCAUAGUCCCGCAGCACAUAGUACAGGACACCUACGCUCGUUUGAAGACCGCAUAUGCGGCCGAGCUCAUUGCGGCCUGGGUGGAAUUGACACCGCCAGAGAAGCACGUCUUUGAAGACUUGGCGAUUGCUGCCUUCCUGGUUUGCCUCUGGGAGAAGUCGUACGGCUCGCCGUCGAAAUUUCCCGGCUUUGUUGACCUUGCAUGCGGCAAUGGGUUACUGGUCCACAUUCUGCUUCGGGAAGGCUGGCACGGUAUGGGGCUUGAUGCACGCCGCAGAAAGACGUGGGACAGCCUGAGUCUGGGAGAGAAUGUGCAGGAGAAGAUCAUUGUACCGUCGCUGUUUCUCGACAAAUUGCGCUCUACCAACGACGACGGUUCGAAAGCAGAGUCUUCGAUGGAGGGGCCUAACACCAAGACGCACAACGCCAUCUUCGGCGCAGGCACAUUCCUCAUCUCCAACCAUGCAGAUGAGCUCACGAUCUGGACUCCGAUCCUUGCUGCGCUAUCCGACCCAGCAGAUCCACUACCGUUUCUGAAUAUCCCAUGCUGCAGCCACGCUCUGAGCGGCGAGAAGCAUCGCUACAACCCCAAAGAAGUGCUGCUCGGUCAUUUGAGCACACCCACCAGCCCGAACCUUCGGAGCCCCGAGACUGCCGCCUCAGACACCAUCGACGACUCGCAAGUCAACCACGCAGCAGACCCACAGCCCCACUCCGGCUCCCUGAAAGCACUACGUGCCGAGAAACUUCCCUCUAUCAGCGACACCGCCGUCGACAAAAGCAUGUAUGCUUGUCUCACACGGAAGACAGUGCAGAUCUCGCGUCGAUUGGGCAUUGACGUGCAGUGCACGCUAAUGCGGAUCCCCAGCACCAGGAACAUUGGCGUGGUCCAUUUGGGAAAACAGCGCACCACGGCUGCUGCGGGACAAGUGCCGGAGCAGAGGAAGGAAGAAGUGGAGAAUGUCACGAACGGGGAGAACAAGAACAAUGACGAAGGAUCGUCGGCUGAGUGGCGCAAAGCCCAGGUCAUAGAGGUCGUGGAGCGCGAGUGCCAACGUAGCGGCGGUAUGCAGCGGAGCGCAGAGGUGUGGAUCGAGCGAGCGCGGCGAUUACAUGCAGGUGGAGGUGGGAAGGGACCGAGAGGGAAGGUCAAUUUGGGAGGGCCUCAACAGGUAAAGGUCGACUGA
This is a messenger RNA of Cyphellophora attinorum, 1905 nucleotides long. RefSeq names its product tRNA (uracil-O(2)-)-methyltransferase. Gene Ontology annotation, molecular function: tRNA (uridine) methyltransferase activity. The transcript has a single exon. Lineage: Eukaryota; Fungi; Ascomycota; Eurotiomycetes; Chaetothyriales; Cyphellophoraceae. Gene Ontology annotation, biological process: tRNA methylation. The record is from RefSeq and is a predicted model, not a curated record. Bases 1 to 1905 code for a protein of 634 amino acids.